CUCACCCCUUCCUCCCUGCGUUUAAACAACUCAGCCAUAAAUAUAUUCCCAACAACCCUAAUUGAUUGUGAAGGUACCUAUUAAAGAGUCUGCAGACAUAUUGAAGAGGAAACCAUCAGUAUGGACAAUAGUCCUUCACCAUCAAGGUCGGAAGGGAUACACAAGGUAAACUCCAUUGAUUCAGUAAGCUCUCGAAGCACCAUUGAGCGGCAAAAUUCUGGGCGGGUGAGGUACUGUAAGUGCAGGAAUGGAAAUGGAGAGCGUGUGGAGGCGCGACUGUGGACUUCGUGGACGGAUAAGAAUCCGGGGAGACGAUUCUAUGGGUGUUCAUAUUAUGAGAAGGAUGGCUGUGGGUUUUUUGAGUGGCAUGAUGAUCAGUUAACAGAUAGGACGAGACAUGUUAUCAAUGAUCUAAAAAGGGAAAAUAGAAGACUACACAGUACAAUAUUGGGACUGGAAGAGGCCAUUCGUGCAGGAGAGCAAUUUGAGAAACCAUCACUCCUUGAAUAUGAUGAUAACUCAAGUGAAAAGUUGAAGUUUCAAGUUCAAGAGAUGAAUAGCAGGAAGGUUGUCAAAAAUCUGGAAUUGGACAGGGGAGGAAAUAUGAAUAGGAAUUAUGUGAUUUCAAUGGUGUUGUGUGCCCUUGCUGUAAUGAUAUGUUUUCUUUUAAGUUAGUUGAAGUUCUUAAUUGGUGUUGUAACCUUAGAAAGAAGUGAUUGAUAGAACAAAGUUGUUCUUUUGUGUUGUUGUACUUGGUCUACUUUUGGUAUGACUGAUAUGGGUUGUUUGUUAGAAUACUUUGGUACUAAUGAAGUGAUUCAGUUUUGUUAUAGCAGUAAUAAUGUAGUAAUUGUUUGAUUGAGAGGUUAGUCUUGUUAUAGCACUUAAUAUAGAGGUGUUGAGCUCCAUAAAAAAC
Molecule: messenger RNA, 916 nt
Organism: Cuscuta epithymum
Lineage: Eukaryota; Viridiplantae; Streptophyta; Magnoliopsida; Solanales; Convolvulaceae
Source: the annotation of a GenBank genome assembly